Nymphalis io (European peacock) is the source of this 1800-nucleotide messenger RNA. RefSeq names its product transmembrane protein 87A. Gene Ontology annotation, biological process: retrograde transport, endosome to Golgi. Lineage: Eukaryota; Metazoa; Arthropoda; Insecta; Lepidoptera; Nymphalidae. The coding region runs from base 171 to 1715 and encodes 514 amino acids. The transcript is spliced from 11 exons. Gene Ontology annotation, cellular component: membrane; Golgi apparatus. The record is from RefSeq and is a predicted model, not a curated record.
UGACGUAUGACUAGUUAAGUUAUAGUGCUAUAUAUGUGAGAAUGCCCACUUGUAUAAAAAAGCUUUUUAAAAUAUUUUUGCUCGUAGGUAAUAAAUAAGAAUUAUGUAUUGGAAAAAUACACAAAUUGUUAAAUAAUUUGUUGCUAUUGCGUUUGAAUAGACUAGUUAAGAUGUUACGGGACAUAGUUUUAUUUAUAUUAACAAUCGUAAACAUUGUGUUUGGUUUUUCUGAUGUGGGAAAAUGGGAUUUACCUCUAAACGGGGAAAGUUGCAAUUUCACAUUAGCCAAGUCACUUUUCAAAGAUUCACAACUAAUAAUCGCAUUGCAUUGUGAUGUAAAGGAACCAACAAAUAUCACAAUUAUGUACUCAUGGAUGAAAACAAAUUGCUCACCAGAUUACUUCCAUUAUUUUGAAAAGAGAAUAGUUGAUUGCACAAAUUAUGAAGAAAAACCAAUAGAUGAAAAUAAUAACACAAAAUUAUUACCUACUAUUCUAUGUAAUGGCCAAAAUGUCAUAUAUCUACGCAAUAUUAAAAACUCUAAUGAUAAGAAAGAUGUGAAUGACAUACAACCUAGAGCGCCCUUCCACACAGUCGAACGCGAAGGGAUUUAUGCUCUAUGGAUGUCUGUUCGUAGUAAUAAAAUGUUUCAAGUGUCCAUGCACAUCGAAAUGGCGGCUCCAUCUGGGUACAUGUCGGCAGCUAUUUGGCCUCUUUUGCCAUUCUUUGGUGUGAUGUGCGGCGUGUAUACGGUGUUGUGUGCGUGCUGGCUGACGGUGUGUGCGCUGCAAUGGCGAGACCUAUUGCGCAUACAGUACUGGAUCGGAGGUGUGGCGCUGCUCGGCAUGGUCGAGAGUGCCACGUACUACGGGGUCUAUUCCUCCAUCAACAGGACCGGGUACUUCAACGCUGAAGCCUACAUGUUCGCCGAGUGGAUGUCGGUAGCGAAAAGGGCGCUUGCGAGAAUGUUAGUCAUCAUUGUAUCAUUGGGCUUCGGGAUAGUAAAGCCGCGCCUGGGCCCGGCGCUGCAGCGCGUGGUGGGCGCGGGCGCGCUGUGGGGCGUGCUGGCCGGCAUCGAGGCCUGGCUGCGGCUUCACCACAAGGCCGAGGACUCCAACCGCGACCUGCUGCUGUCGGAGGCGCCGCUGUCGCUGGUGGACAGCGCUAUCUGCUGGUGGGUCUUCGUAUCCCUCGCGCACACCAUGCGAACGCUGCAGCUCAGGAGGAACACAAUCAAGCUCUCUCUGUACAGACACUUCACGAACACAUUAAUAUUUGCCGUCAUCGCGUCAGUUAUAUUCAUGCUCUACUCUCUCAAGUCGUACCGAAUAAUAUUUUGUAUUUUAGAAUGGAAAGAAGUGUGGAUGGAUGAAGCGUACUGGCAUAUUUUAUUCGCCGGUGUCCUGACAGUAAUUAUGGUGUUAUGGCGACCCACAAACAACAAUCAGAGAUACGCCUUCACGCCGUUGUUGGACAAUGCUGAGGAUGAUGACGAAGAAGAAGAACAGUUUGUGAACGACGCAUAUGGAGUCAAAAUGCGAGCGACUAAUAUAAACGAGACGCCCGACUCGCCUCGCGACCCCGAGCCCAAUACCACGUCGCUGGACUCGGACCUUCGCUGGGUAGAAGAGAACAUACCGACCAGCACACUUCCUUUAUUAGAUUCAGAUGAGGAGAUUAUCAACACGAAAUUUGAAGUUUCCAAGAUGCAGUAAAUAAAUAGUAUUGUUUAUAAAUUGUCACUGUGAUUUAUGUUUUUUAUUUAAUAAAAGUAUUGUUUCGUACGCUUAGUUAUGUGAA